AUGAUAGAUAAUAAUAAUAAUAAUAAUAAUAAUAAUAAUAAUAAUAAUAAUAAUAAUAAUAAAAAUAAUAAUAAUAAUAAACAACAAUAUAAAUUAUCAGAACCUUUUAAUUAUGAAAAUGAUUACCAGUAUGGGUUAAAUGAUCAAUUUUCAUUUUGGAAUGAUGUUGCUAAAAAAUAUGUUCAUUGGGACAAAGAAUAUGAAAAUAUUUAUAAUAGUAAUAAUAAUGAAUGGUUUUCAGGUGGAUUAUUAAAUGCAUGUUAUAAUGCAUUAGAUAAACAUAUUGUUAAUGGUGGAGGUGAAGAAAUUGCAUUUGUGCAUGAAAUACCAUCAAAACAAAUUUCAACUCAAAUUACAUAUAAACAAUUAUUUGAUAAAGUUUGUAAAUUUUCAAGAUCAUUAAAGAAUUUGGGUAUUAAAAAAGGUGAUAUUGUAAUAAUUUAUAUGCAUAAUAGUAUUGAAUUAAUUAUAUCAGCAUUAUCAUGUUGUAGAAUUGGUGCAACACAUAAUAUAAUAUUUGGUGGUUAUACUCAAAAAGGACUAACUGAUUUGUUAAAUAUUUAUUCACCAACACCAACACCAACACCAACACCAACACCAACACCAACACCAACACCAACACCAAAUUUCAAUCAAUCACCAAAACUAAUAAUUACUUCAAACUAUGGUUUAUUAAAUAAUGAUAUAUAUUAUUUUUAUAAAGAAAUAAUAGAAUCAUUAAUAAAUUCAAAUUUAAAUUUAAAAAAUAUAAUUUUAUUCAAUAGAAAUGAUUAUAAUAAUAAUGGUAAUAAUAAGAACAAUAAUAAUAAUAAUCAAAAUAAUAAUCAUAAUUUUAAUAUUUUUGAUUGGAAUGAUUUAGUUAAUGGUGGUGAUAUUGAACCAUUAUUAGAGUAUGAAUUAGUUGAAUCAAAUCAUCCAAUUUAUGUUAUGAAUACCAGUGGUACAACAAGUAAACCAAAAGCAAUUGUUAGAGAAACAGCUGGUCAUAUUGCAUCACUUUGUUAUUCAGUUAAAAAUAUAUUUAAAUUAAAUAAGGGUGAUACUUAUUUAAGUUUAAGCUCAAUUGGUUGGGUUAGUGGUCAUAGUACAUUGCUUUAUGGUUGCUUAUUUUCUGGCUGUAAAUCAGUUUUUAUUGAAGGUCCAUUAAAUGAAAAUGAUAAUGAUACUGAAAAAGUUAGAAUGUUUUGGAGUUUAAUUGAAAAGUAUAAUGUUAAUGUAUUCCCAACAACACCACACCAAAUGAAUUUAAUAAAAAUGGUUGACCCAAAUGGUGAAAUUAGAUUUCAAUUUAAUUUAAAACAUUUAAAACAUGUAUCAAUUGGUUCUGAAAAAGUUUAUGAAAAGACAAUAAAUUAUUUAACCAAUACUUUAAAAUUAUCAAUAAUAAUUGAUUAUUGGCAAACUGAAUCUGGAUUUCCAAUGAUUUAUAAUUCAACUGAAAAUGAUUUAAAUUUAAAAAAUUGUAGUGUUGAUGCUAUUGGUAAAGUUGCACCUGGUUAUAAUAUUAAAAUAGUUUCAAAAAUCAACAAUAAUAAUCAAACUAGUGUAAUUGAAAAUAAAGAAAAUGAAAAAGGUGAAAUUGUUAUAAAGUUUCCAUUACCACCUGGUUUAUGUAAUUGUUUAUUUGGUGAUACUAAUGAUAGAUUAUUAUAUAAGCAACAUUAUUUAAAUGAGUUUGAAGGAUAUUUUAGAACAAAAGAUAUUGGUUAUUUUGAUGAAAAUAAAGUAUGGUAUUUUAGUUCAAGAUCUGAUGAUUCAAUUUCAUAUGGUAGUGUUAUUGUUAAUAGUGGUGUACUUGAAAAUUUAAUUCUAAAAAUUCAAAAUAUUUCUGAAUCUUGUGUUAUUGGUAUAGAUGAUGAAAUCCAUGGUCAAGAAAUUGCUGCAAUAUUAGUACUAGAAAAUAAAAAUAUAGAUACUAUCUCAUUAAAAAAUGAAAUUAAUAAUAUAGUUAAAACUAAUCUUUUUACUUGCAUAAAUAUUAAAUAUAUAAUAAUAGUUAAAAGAUUACCAAAAACAAGAACUGGGAAAAGAAUUAAAUCAUUAUUAACAUCAAUUUUUAAUAAUAAAUCCUAUAUAAUUCCGCCAACUCUUCAAGAUGAUAUUGUUAUUGAUGAAUUAUUAAUUGAAUAUUCAAAAUUUAAAAAUUCCAAUGAUAUAUAG
Messenger RNA from Dictyostelium discoideum AX4, 2160 nucleotides. RefSeq lists its product as hypothetical. The record is from RefSeq and is a predicted model, not a curated record. NCBI's taxonomy places the organism in Eukaryota, Evosea, Eumycetozoa, Dictyosteliales, Dictyosteliaceae. The transcript has 4 exons. Bases 1 to 2160 code for a protein of 719 amino acids.